AUGGCGUCACAGCAGAGCGGCGCUGCCGUUAUCCCCAAGAAGCGGCUCAUUGUGAAUGCCUUUGUCGAGAUGUGCAGCGGCCACCAGUCGCCCGGCCUCUGGAGACACCCAGACGACGAGUCGUCGCGCUUUGAUGAGAUCAGCCACUGGGUGGAGCUGGCCAAGCUGCUCGAGGAGGCCAAGUUUCACGGCAUCUUCAUUGCCGACGUCUUGGGCGGCUACGACGUCUAUAAGCACUCGCUCGAGCCCGCCAUCGUGUCUGGUGCCCAAUGGCCCGUGACCGAGCCGCUGUCGAUCGUGUCUGCCAUGGCUGCCGUCACCAAGAACAUUGGCUUUGGCGUGACCGUCUCGACUACGUACGAGCAGCCCUACCACUUGGCUCGUCGCCUGUCGACUGUCGACCACCUGACCAAGGGCCGGCUCGGCUGGAAUAUCGUCACCAGCUACCUUGACUCGGCUGCCCGCAAUCUAGGCCGAGCCGAACAGCCUGCUCACGCCGACCGCUACUCCCAGGCGGAGGAGUACAUCCGGAUCAUGUACAAGCUGUUCCAGUCGUCGUGGCGUGACGACGCCGUGCGUCUGGACCGCAAGGCUGGCAUCUACACGGAUCCGGCCGCUGUCCGGCCGAUCGACCACGCCGGCCAGUGGUUCAACGUCCCAGGCCCACACAUUGUGCACCCGAGCCCGCAGCGGACGCCGUUGCUGCUGCAGGCCGGCACUUCGCCGGCCGGCCGCAAGUUUGCCGCCCAGCACGCCGAGGCCAUCUUUGUGUCGGCACAUGCGCCGGCCGUCGUGGCUGCCAGCAUCGCCGACGUCCGCCGUGCCGCCCGCGACGACUAUGGCCGUGAUCCCAGCCGCAUCAAGGUCCUGGCCCUCGUCACUCCUAUCCUCGGUCACACCGCCGCUGAGGCUGCUGCCAAGCUCGCCGACUACCGCCGCUAUGCCGACGCCGACGGCGCUCUCGCCCUCUUCGGCGGCUGGACUGGCAUCGAUCUCGACCGCUACGGCGACGACCAGGAACUUCGCGAGGUCGACAGCAACGCCGUCCGCUCUACCGUCGAGGGCUACGCCCGCUUCGCCCCUACCAUCGGCCCUGAUGGCGCCAAGACAAACGGCCGCUGGACCAAGCACACCGUUGCCGAACACGUCAGCAUCGGCGGUAAUGGGCCCCUCCUCGUUGGCACCGCUGCCCAGGUUGCCGAUGCCCUCGAGGCCUGGGUUGCCGAGGCCGACGUGGACGGCUUCAAUUUUGCCUACGCACUCUUCCCCCAAUCCUUCAAGGACAUCAUCGAUCUGCUCCUCCCAGAGUUGCGCCGUCGCGGCCUCUUUUGGGAUGAUUAUGCUGUUCCGGGCGGCACCUAUCGUGAGAACUUCUAUGAGACCAAGGGCCAGGCGCACCCGCUCAAGGAGCACGUGGCUGCUUCUUUCCAGUGGCGUGCAGGUGUGCCUGCUAGCGAGCACCAAAUUCCCAAGUAG
This is a messenger RNA of Grosmannia clavigera kw1407, 1476 nucleotides long. RefSeq lists its product as uncharacterized. Gene Ontology annotation, molecular function: monooxygenase activity; oxidoreductase activity, acting on paired donors, with incorporation or reduction of molecular oxygen. Bases 1 to 1476 code for a protein of 491 amino acids. The record is from RefSeq and is a predicted model, not a curated record. The transcript is spliced from 6 exons. NCBI's taxonomy places the organism in Eukaryota, Fungi, Ascomycota, Sordariomycetes, Ophiostomatales, Ophiostomataceae.